Molecule: messenger RNA, 2940 nt
Organism: Pogoniulus pusillus (Red-fronted tinkerbird)
Lineage: Eukaryota; Metazoa; Chordata; Aves; Piciformes; Lybiidae
Gene: NRIP3
Product: nuclear receptor interacting protein 3
Exons: 7
Coding region: 206-937 (243 amino acids)
Biological process (GO): proteolysis
Molecular function (GO): aspartic-type endopeptidase activity
Source: RefSeq, a predicted model, not a curated record
AUGUGUUCCCCCGGAGCCUGAGCUCCCCCGCCGCUGCCGUGCGCCGCACCGCCGAGUGCCAGCCCUCCUUGGCUCGGCGGCGCCGGCUCCGCUACCUGCCGCUCUCCUAACGUCACCAGCCUCCCUUAUAAAGCGCAGGAGAGACAGCGUCUCCCCGGCUCCGUAUCUUCCAGAGCCACAUCUUCAAGAAGUGAGCCGUGGAAAGAUGUUUUAUUCGGGUGUCCUGACGCAGCCGAGUAGAAAAGAAGUGGAAAUCAGGGAAGCGGCAUCUCUCCGCCAGCAGAGGAGGAUGAAGCAAGCAGUUCAGUUUAUUCACAAGGAUUCUGCAGAUCUCCUCCCUCUGGAUGGGCUGAAGAAGCUGGGCACUUCAAAAGAUACUCAACCCCAUAACAUCCUGCAGAAGCGCCUGAUGGAGACAAACCUGUCCAAGCUGCGAAGCAGCCGCGGAAGCUGGGCUGCCAAGAGCGAGAGCUCGGCACACCCCAACAAGCUCAGUCAAACCAAACUGGGCAGCUCAGGGACGACGGAGGAUGAGGAGGAGCUCAUUGUGGUGAGCUGCCAGUGUGCGGGGAAGGAGCUGAAGGCUGUGGUGGACACUGGCUCACAGCACAACUUCAUGUCAUCUGCCUGCCUGGACAAGCUAGGGUUAAAGGAGCAUCUUGGAGCACUCCCUGGUGAAGAUGAGAUGGUUUCAUUGCCCUGCAAGGUGAAGGUGAUUGGCCAGAUUGAGUGCCUCACUCUCACGGUGGGAGCAGUCCCUGUGGAGUGCACUGUCCUCGUUGUGGACAGCGAGAAACCCUUCUCCCUUGGGCUGCAGACACUGAGAGCUCUGAAGUGUGUCAUAAACAUGGAGAAGCACCAUCUUGUUCUGGGGAAGACAGAGAGGGAAGAAAUCCCCUUCGUGGGCAGUGGCAGCGCUGCAGUGGAAGAGCAGUAAGCUGGCUGGGGAGCAAUUCAGAAGCAUAAAGAGAGUUGACAUCAAAGAAAUCCUGUGCAGCUGCUCCAGAUGAAACAGCAGUGCCCUGCUUUGAAAACGUUUAUACUAGGCUACAGCUUGAGUAGAGCUAAAUGGAACCCUGUUCAGUAGCCAGUGACUUAGAGAUGUCGUCAUGUUUAGCCAUGGGUUUUGAGAAACAAACGUCUGCUUAUUUUCUGGACCUUUCUAUGGUGUUCUCUUUAUUACAAACAGUUGGGAAAACCUCAUGAAUUUCUCCUGAUGAGAAAAAUAUUUUUUAUAGUGGCCUCGAAAGAGAAACUGUAUUUAGCUGUGAUUAGAAGCUAUCAGAAUGAAAUUUUUAUUAAUGAUUUUUCCAGGGGCUAAGCAUUUCUAAUCACUUAAUUGAUAUUGACAGAUCCAAAUAGCCAUUACCAGGAAGUUACAGUAGAAUAACAAUGCUAAAACCACCUAGGAAUUAUAGCUCAUCCUGUUAGCAUAGUAUUGUUGCCAUGUAAUUAGGGAUGCAACCACUAGCUUGAUGAGAGAGCAAUUACAGAACUAUUAAUGGGUUAUAGGCUUCUCUACAGUGCUGUAGCAGUAGCACAGAAACAGGGUUUGGGAGGGUUCAUAGGGUCAUCUCCUGCAGCCCCCAACUCAUCAUGGGAUUGGCAGCAGCACAGGGACAGCCCAUCAUAGAGGGAUCCUCCAGGCAAGUCUCUGCUGCCUUCCUGGUGGAAGUAGUAAGGAAAUUGAGCCAAAAAGCAACAAACAAGCACAGGAGUGUGUUUUCUGGACAGCAGCACAGAGGGAGCCUUACUGGCAUAUCAGGAGGCCCCGGCGUGCCCCCAGCUCUCCCCUGUCGCUGGGACUGCCCAGUACCCAGCCUGAAGCACCAGCAGCACCCAGGUAAUAGGCUGGUGUGGUUUAUUGCCUGCAGUUGGACUUGUAUGUUGCUGCCAGCAAGGCCAUAUUUUUUGUAUCUGUUUGCAUGCACACUGACCUCUAUCACCCUCAGGGCAGGUGGGAGUUUCCACCAGGCAAACAUUUCAGCAGCAGGGUUGCUACUUCACAUGCUGCUUGCUUGCAGACCAGAGCAGAUGUACAGUGAUGUUUGGGGGAGCAUGGCCUUCUACAAUACCAGCUUUCUAGGUCUUUAAAAGCUAAUGGGUAUUACUUCCUCUCAUCUGCUGAAGAGGCAUCUUUAGAAUCACGAAGAGUACCCUGGGAUGUAGGGCGUCUGCUGAGGGCCAGUCUCCCUGCAGCCAGAUCCAUGAGGGCCAGUUGCAUGCCUCAGGACUGGGACUGCUGCUCCAGCAGCUCUGGCUUAGCAGAGGCCUUUUGGCUGGGGUCAGCACAGGCUCAGCACAGCUAAGCUGGGCUGCAGGUCUCCUGCGGGAUCUGAGCGGCUCCCUGCAGACCUUAACCACGCUGCUCACCAGACAUCCCGGCAUGGGCACUGCCUUCCCGCUUAGGAAAUGUCUCAGCAGUCCUGGGCAAGGACCAGUAACUCUUGUCACCUCACGGCCAUCAGCUUGGGUCUAGAGCCUGUCCCACAAACUAGGCUUCUGCUAGCUUUAGCCAGUCUAUGCCCAGUGAUGCCAUCUCAUGCUUGCCACCCGUCUAAGCUAGAGCUUUUUCUCCUGCCGUGGGUUUGAACCUCUUUUCAAUAUUGGGUAUGAGUAGCAAAUCCAAACUACCUGUAAUUUGGAGCUAUUUUCUAUUUUGGUGAUAAGUUUCAGUGCUUUCUCUACAGACAGUAUUUUAUAUAACACAGCUAUCUAUAGCUAUAUAUAUCUCUCUAUAUCUAUUUACAGUGCCGAGCUGCCCAGGGCAGUCCCAGCCAUGUGUUGCAGAAAUAUUUCAUUGAGUAUGAAAUAGAUUUUGUUAUUUUCUAUGCUCUAAGUUUGGUAUUUUUGGUACUUUCUUUCUGUGCUUAUUACUGUGCUAAAUGUCAAAUGAAGUCUAAAUAAAGUUUUGUUGUUACUGCAGUUUGUUUGCUCCAA